Messenger RNA from Lathyrus oleraceus (garden pea), 1420 nucleotides. RefSeq lists its product as uncharacterized. Bases 180 to 1304 code for a protein of 374 amino acids. The record is from RefSeq and is a predicted model, not a curated record. Gene Ontology annotation, biological process: cortical microtubule organization. Gene Ontology annotation, cellular component: cortical microtubule. The transcript has 4 exons. Lineage: Eukaryota; Viridiplantae; Streptophyta; Magnoliopsida; Fabales; Fabaceae.
UGUCUUAUGCGACACCAUCCAUCAUUCGAACACAAGAAACAGAAUCUAUAAAACUAUAGUAAAUACGGUGCUAUGGAAUUGGAGAACAAAAAAAUUAUACAUCACCAUUAUUUCUUCUAAUAUUAAAAUUUUAACUAUAUAUAUUUGUAUAUAAGCAUAGAGAAUCAGUGUGUCGAGUGAUGGUGGAGAACAACAUGAAAGGGCGAAUUGGCAGAUUCGAAUGUGACAGAGAAGAAGAACUAUCGUUUUUCCGGGAACUGAAGAAACGUCAGAAUGAAUAUUUCCCAAGCCUCUGUGCGUCUGAAGAGUAUGAAUGUGAUACUAACUAUGGUGGUAAUGGAAAGUCUUCACUUUAUAGAAUUCCUUCAGGGAAGAAAGAAUCUGGACUUGAGCUUCUAGAAAUUAAAAAUAAAAGCGACUUUGAUUGGUUGAAAACACCACCAGCAACUCCUCUGUUUCCAUCCCUAGAAAUGGAACCUAGUGCCAAACUCGUCGUUCAGAAAGAGUUACCUAUUGCUCAGCUUAUCUCAAAAGCACAAUUUGCAAGGAGUGAUGCGGAGGCACUAAAACCAAAAGCAAAUCAAACCAACUCAACUAAAUCAACAAAGCUUCCCAUGAGAUCCAUAACACCAAGUUAUAACAGACAAAGACCGAACAUCAUUAAAAAUACAAAUGAUGCUACCACCAAAAAAGAACAUGAUGCUACAAACAACACUAAACAUCUUAAUCCUCAAAGACAAAUCAACAAUGUUGAUUUCCUGUCUUUGAAUCAAAAGAAAAGUAUUGAAGCAAAUGAGUCACUGAGGAAACCUAGAACAAGAGGUGUAUCUCCAUCAUUGAAACCCAAAGGUUCAAAUAUUGUGAUAGAACUCUCGAACGAGACACCGCAAAAUUUGAGAACAGAUAAAAGGUCAACUUCAAACACAAGAGGAAGAAGCACUGCAAGAGGAUCUGUAGUUGGAGGGUUUCAAAAUCAAGAUACUACAAAAGAUACCAGAGGAAGAAGCACUACUAGAGGAUCUUUAGUUGGAGGGUUUCAAAAUCAAGAUCCUACUCCAAAGGCGUGUAGGCCAUCAAGGUCACCAUCACCAAGUAUGUCUAAGUAUGGUUUGAAUCAAUUUGAUAGAACACAAAAGAAUGUGAAGACACAAAAAGAAACGUUUACUCUAGCUGCAGCAAGUAAUGAAAGUAAAUCACAUUUUAGAGGAAGUAAAAUGGUUGAGAGAGUGGUGAAUGCUAGAAAAUCUGGCGGCAAUCAUGUCGAAAGAGAAGCAACACUAAAGCCUAUUAAAUAUAGGGUAUGAUUCUUGUUUAUUAAUGUAACAAAAUGAGACAUAAAAGAAUCAUUUCUUUUGAGUUGUUAUGUUCUUUUUAUAGUAAAAUCUAGCUUAAUUAGUAGUCUAACCAGUAAAAAUAUACA